AUGCUUUUGCAUACAGCUAAAAUACCAGAAGGCAUCUUAAAGACCGACAGGGUUCAAACCCUAACCCUGCACCUACAAUUACCCUUAGCUCAACCAUGUGAGCUAUCCAUCCCCCAACUUUUCAAAGCUCUUGUUAAAGAUGCUGAUGAAAUCCUCCCAAAGGCUGUUGAUGCCAUCCAGAGUGUUGAAACUGUUGAGGGAAAUGGUGGCCCUGGAACAAUCAAGAAACUCACUAUUAAUGAGGGUGGGAAAAGCAACUAUGUGUUGAACAAGAUUGAAGCAAUAGAUGAGGCUAACUUGGUAUAUAACUACAGUUUAGUUGGGGGCUCAGAGUUCCCAGAGAAUGUGGAGAAGAUCACAUUUGAGUCCAAAUUGGUUGAUGGACCCAAUGGAGGGUCAAUUGGGAAGCUGAAAGUGAAGUAUCAUAGCAAGGGAAAUGCUGAGCCAAAUGAAGCUGAGGUUAAGGAAGGAAAGGCCAGGGGUGAUGCACUUUUCAAGGCCAUUGAAGGUUAUGUUUUGAACCAUCCUGAAUACAACUGAUCAAGUCUAUAUUUAUCACUACUGAAGAGCUCGGUCAUGCAGAGUUUUGUUCCUUCUGAUCCAUAAGUUGUCUUAUAAUGUAAUAAUUGUGAGACUCGAUGUCUUUGUAUCUCACUUCAACAAUAAAUCAAUACAAAUAAAAGCACUG
Messenger RNA from Lotus japonicus, 688 nucleotides. Its product is annotated as class 10 plant pathogenesis-related protein 2A-like. The record is from RefSeq and is a predicted model, not a curated record. Gene Ontology annotation, molecular function: protein phosphatase inhibitor activity; abscisic acid binding; signaling receptor activity. Gene Ontology annotation, biological process: defense response; abscisic acid-activated signaling pathway. Lineage: Eukaryota; Viridiplantae; Streptophyta; Magnoliopsida; Fabales; Fabaceae. The transcript has 3 exons. The coding region runs from base 1 to 540 and encodes 179 amino acids. Gene Ontology annotation, cellular component: nucleus; cytoplasm.